Molecule: messenger RNA, 1311 nt
Organism: Aspergillus alliaceus
Lineage: Eukaryota; Fungi; Ascomycota; Eurotiomycetes; Eurotiales; Aspergillaceae
Product: glycoside hydrolase family 76 protein
Exons: 4
Coding region: 1-1311 (436 amino acids)
Biological process (GO): fungal-type cell wall biogenesis; carbohydrate catabolic process
Molecular function (GO): mannan endo-1,6-alpha-mannosidase activity
Source: RefSeq, a predicted model, not a curated record
AUGUUAAUGAUAGCGGUAAUAAUAGGAUCCGUGAAAGAAGCGGCCAGUACCGCAGCCCUCGGAAUGUUGAAAUAUUAUCAUGGUAAUGAACCUGGCCAAACCCCUGGGACGCUGGACGGCACCUGGUGGGAAGCGGGCGCGAUGUUCAUGACGCUGGUCCAGUAUUGGCACGCCAGCGGGGACUCCUCUCAUAACGAGAUCACGACGCAGGGACUGCAGUGGCAGGCAGGCGAAAACCGUGAUUACCAACCUGCUAACAGUAGUGCUUACCUGGGCAACGAUGACCAGAUGUUCUGGGGACUGGCGGCCAUCACUUGUGCCGAAACGAGAUACCGCGAUGCCUCUGACGGACCAUCGUGGCUGUCCCUUGCCCAGGCGGUUUUCAACACUCAAAUUCCGCGCUGGGAUACGCGGGACUGCCACGGUGGGUUGCGAUGGCAGAUGCAUUCUUGGUUGCCGGGGUUUGAUCUCAAAAACACUGUAUCGAACGGGGGCUUGUUUCAGCUGGCUGCCCGACUGGCUCGGUAUACCGGAGAUCAGAAAUAUGCCGAUUGGGCGACCAAGGUCUGGGACUGGAUGGCCGGUAGCCCCCUGUUAGACACGGAAACUUGGAAUGUUGCUGAUACAACAUCGGUCAAGAAUGACUGUAAAACCAACGGCAAUGAGCAGUGGACCUACAAUUAUGGGAUCCUGCUCGGCGGCGCGGCGUACAUGUACAAUUUUACAGAUGGAGACCCAAAGUGGCUCGACGCUGUUAACGGGCUGCUCAAUGUAACCCUUCGACUCUUCUUUCCUCCCCAGUAUAACAAGGGAAUGGUUCUGUCUGAGGUAUCCUGCGAACCUAUUGGCACAUGCAACCGCGACCAGAUGUGUUUCAAAGGGCUGCUGUCUAUCUGGCUCGCAAACACAGCCACCAUCGUUCCAUCCACUGCGGAACGCAUUAUCCCCCGACUACAGGGAUCGGCGGAAGCCGCUGCGAGGCAGUGCUCUGGCGGAGAGGAUGGGACCGCGUGUGGGGUCCAAUGGUACCAAAAUAAAUGGGAUGGAAAGAACGGCAUAGAGUCGCAGAUGAGCGCACUAAGUAUCUUUACGGCAAACCUCAUGGUCCAAACAACCCAGGAUCCUGUGACAUCCAAGACUGGCGGUUUGAGCCAGAGCGAUUCUAAUGCUGGAACGGGCGGGACGUCGAGCCAGAACUCGGAAAGACCACACCACAUUACAACUAGCGACCGAGCAGGAGCAUGGCUUAUUACUAUACUGAUCAGCGGGGCUUGGAUUAGCAUGAUGACUUGGCUAGUUUGGGAGUGGUAA